Molecule: messenger RNA, 1074 nt
Organism: Psylliodes chrysocephalus
Lineage: Eukaryota; Metazoa; Arthropoda; Insecta; Coleoptera; Chrysomelidae
Source: the annotation of a GenBank genome assembly
AUAAAUCACGUUGUAAUUAUUGAUAAGGAAAACCUAUAAAACAUUUGACAAAUUUUGUAUUCGUUCCAUUAAUAGCAGGCUUCGUUGAAACCAAUAAAAUCCUUCAUAAAAGAAAAAUGUCAGCAACAUCAUCUAAUACCAGCUUUUGCCCAUUUGGGGUAUGUGUGAUGCUUUUACUCACUCCUUUUCUGUCGUUUACAGAAGGUGCCCAUUAUCACACCAACCGCUUGCUGCUUACUACAGCCAAAAAUGACACGUCUGCAUCAACCGAAGUAACUGCAUCAAAAACCAAUGAAACGCUACCUGCAAACAUUAGUUCAGCAUCUAACAUCACAGUCAGUAUAGAAAUCGCUUCAAGUUCACCAAUCUUAGAUUCAACCAUCGAAGGAGUGUACGCUACUUACAACAAGACCUGCUAUCAGUGUUUGUACGAGCAGCAAUUGGAGAACGCCAUAUACAAAAUACUGAAUAACGAAUCGCUGAAGAUUGCGCCUCCUAAUAAUACGUGUUCUCAGUGUCUGAUGAUGGAGGAGUUUUCAAAUAAAACCCAAUCCGUUGGAUGCAUGUGUGGCAUUUACACCACAGAAAACCCUUCUGUGAACGAUAUACCACUAAGGACGAAAAGUUUCAAAAACAUAUCGUGCCACGAAUUGGUUCCGUUCGAAGAGGCUUGCAAGAAAGUAUGUAUUUUGGGUACGUUGUCCUACAACGAAUUGGAACCAUCGACUUUAUGCUACCAUAUGCCUUCUGGAAUUGAAAUAAAAGGUUACGUGCAAGCCAAAAUAUGCAGAGAGGACGCACCUUGGGUUUUUACAGGACUGGCCUCGUCGAAUGCGAUCUGCUGCGACAGGGGGCUGCCCGUAAACUGCCUGAAUUAAACGCACCGGAUUGCGUGAAAUGGUGUCAAUUUUCCGUAGUCUUUGGCCUCGUCGGUUUUUGCCAGGAAUUUUUCUUCUUGUCGAUAUGUGUUUUGUAUUUUUUCGAUUUUAUAUUCGUUGACGAUCAUAGCAUUCCAUGGAUUUUGAGAUUUUUGGUAUAAUAAAAUGUUUUUAUAGUGUAACGGCUUUAAUUUCG